GCGGUAUUUAUAGCGGCUGCGCCAGACUCGCCGCGUCUCUCCCGCUGGCCCCGGCCGCGGCUUUUCCCGGUGUAACGCUUUCCCUGCUCCGCGCCCCUCGGCGAAGGCGCCAUGGAGCGGCCGGCGCCCCUAGCCGUGCUGCCCUUCUCCGACCCUGCGCACGCGCUGAGCCUGCUGCGCGGCCUGAGCCAGCUCCGCGCCGAACGCAAGUUCCUGGACGUGACCCUGGAGGCGGCGGGCGGGCGCGACUUUCCGGCGCACCGAGCUGUGCUGGCUGCCGCCAGCCCCUACUUCCGCGCCAUGUUCGCCGGGCACUUGCGCGAGAGCCGCGCCGAGCGGGUGCGCCUGCACGGCGUCCCGCCAGACAUGCUGCAGCUACUGCUGGACUUCAGCUACACUGGCCGCGUGGCCGUGAGCGGCGACAACGCCGAGCCGUUGCUGCGCGCUGCCGACCUGCUGCAGUUCCCGGCGGUGAAGGAGGCGUGCGGCGCCUUCCUGCAGCAGCAGCUAGACCUGGCUAACUGCCUGGACAUGCAGGACUUCGCCGAGGCCUUCAGCUGCGCCGGGCUGGCGAACGCGGCGCAGCGCUUCAUUUUGCGCCACGUGGGCGAGUUGGGCGCCGAGCAGCUGGAACGGCUGCCUCUGGCGCGCCUGCUGCGCUACCUGCGCGACGACGGGUUGUGCGUGCCCAAGGAGGAAGCCGCCUACCAGCUGGCGCUGCGCUGGGUGCGCGCCGACCCGCCGCGUCGCGCAGCUCACUGGCCGCAGCUGCUGGAGGCCGUGCGCCUCCCCUUCGUGCGCCGCUUCUAUCUGCUGGCUCACGUCGAGGCCGAGCCGUUGGUGGCGCGCUGUCCUCCCUGUUUGCGCCUCCUGCGCGAGGCGCGCGACUUCCAGGCGGCACGUUACGACCGCCACGACCGGGGACCCUGUCCCCGAAUGCGCCCGCGCCCUUCUACCGGCCUCGCUGAGAUCCUCGUGCUCGUGGGCGGCUGUGACCAGGACUGCGACGAGUUGGUCACCGUCGACUGCUACAACCCGCAGACGGGCCAAUGGCGCUACCUGGCCGAGUUUCCUGACCACCUGGGUGGGGGUUACAGCAUCGUAGCACUUGGCAACGACAUUUACGUGACGGGUGGGUCCGACGGCUCCAGGCUGUACGACUGCGUAUGGAGGUACAAUUCAAGCGUGAACGAGUGGACGGAGGUGGCACCCAUGCUGAAGGCCCGCGAGUACCACAGCUCCUCUGUGCUGGACGGACUGCUGUACGUGGUGGCCGCGGACAGCACUGAGCGCUACGACCACACUACCGACUCCUGGGAGGCCCUGCAGCCCAUGACCUACCCCAUGGACAAUUGCUCCACCACCGCCUGCCGCGGUCGGCUCUACGCCAUCGGCUCCCUCGCCGGCAAGGAGACGAUGGUGAUGCAGUGCUACCACCCGGAUACCGAUCUCUGGUCGCUGGUGGACUGCGGCCAGCUCCCACCCUGGUCCUUUGCCCCCAAGACAGUGACUCUGAACGGACUCAUGUACUUCAUCAGGGACGACUCUGCCGAGGUGGAUGUGUAUAACCCCACGAAGAAUGAAUGGGACAAGAUCCCGUCUAUGAAUCAGGUGCACGUGGGGGGCAGCCUGGCCGUCCUCGGAGGGAAGCUGUAUGUCUCGGGGGGCUAUGACAAUACGUUUGAACUCUCAGACGUGGUGGAGGCCUAUGAUCCUGAGGCUCGGGCAUGGAGCGUGGUGGGCCGGCUCCCGGAGCCCACCUUCUGGCACGGGAGUGUCAGCAUCUUCCGCCAGUUCAUGCCCCAGACGCCAUUGGGUGGGCGUGGCUUCGAGCUCGACAGCAGCACCGUUGACAUGGACGUGGGCCAGCCUCGGCCACCCCAGGACCCCCAGGAGCUGCACUAGCCCCGGGCCUGGCCCACGGAGGGCCUCGGUGCAGGUAACCUGGCACCUCAGGGGGUGACGACCCCCUCCUUCAUGCCCAAGGACAGGUCUGGCUCACCAGGUGGAACAGGGGCUCUUGGGCUGCUGAGCGAGCCUCAGAGUCCUAUGCCUGGGUCAUUCUAUGCGCCUAGAACCUAAGUCACAUCUGCUGGGGCCAAGACCAGUUGUGAGUGCCCCUCCCUGGGUCCAGGAAGAGCUUUGCCAGCACAUGUCUCUGGCUCCAUCAGGUAAUCCCCACCACACACACACAGUAAUCUGUCUCCCAGUACUGACAGACUGGCUCCCGCCUCAGGAGAGGAGGACCACUUCGGGAGCGCCAGCGGAGGGGAAUGGGUUCUCCCUUGAGAGCUGGAGAACGGCCUAGGCCUGCCUCCCCACAGACCCUGCUGCCUUGGGCAUUGGGAAUCAGGCUGGCCAUGGCUGUGGUGGGGUCCCAAACUUCACGUCCAGUGCGGGGUAUCCUAGCAAACAGUUUCCCCAGAUGAAGGGGGUCACACACCAAAACACUCCUCGCAGGGGUGGGCUUCCAGCAGGGGAGCUGAGACCCAGGGGCUCAGGGCACUGGGACCGGUGGGACCUCAAAGGGGGCCCAGAGGGAUCUGCCAAGUGUUUGCUGUCUGCAGCGGACCUGGGCUGAGGCAGGCACUGGCCGCCCUUGCCCACCAGCUGGUCUGUUGUGCUCCACUUGCCCCCUGCAGGACUCCUCCGAACUCGUUUGGGUGUAAGAGGGUGAACGCCUGCAGGUGCAAGGUCGUGGCUCGCUCCUUCCUGGCAGGCCCUGGGAGCUUGAGCUUGCCUUUGAAGCCUGGCCAGGCAGACAGCUGCAGGUGCCCUCACCAGCCUGCAGUCCAGAAUCCCGCCUUCUCUAGGGCAGGCCCCAGGCAGUGUAGCCUUAUGGUUGGUUCCAGAGCUUGAAAUGCAGUUCGGCCUUUCCUUAAGCGAAGGGGGCACUGGGAAGCAGGGUCCGGUGUGAUGUGUCACGGAGGCCUGUGGCACUUUCUUCAGGGUGGAGGCGGGGCACCAGGAGCUCCCGGAGAGCCCCACGGUGGGGGGGUACUUUUCUCUCGGAUUGGGAGCGGUUUUGGGGGUUGGGUGGUCCUGUCCUCUCAAGGUCCCCAGCAUAGCUUUGCUUUGCCUUCCCUCCAAAGAGGAGGGUGUUUGCAUGUUCCUCGUUAGGUGCAUUGAAAGCAGGUGCUCAACGAGCAGCCUGUCCCAGUGAACUGAGUGAAGACAUGUCCUUACCGGGAGGACACAUCUUAGCAGUGUUGCGUCACCAGGUGGCACAUAAGACCCUUUCUGGGCACGUGGCCGUGGUUCUGGGGAGGAAGCCUUGUGGUCUUCAGGGUCUUCCCGUGUGGUGUCGUCACUUCAGGUUAGACAUUGUGGUCUGGACACCCUGUUGGAGUGGCCUCAGUUCACAGCUGUCCCUUCCCAUCCCUUGGGCUCACCUGGUCACUCUGCACCCUCUGUGCUCCAGGCACUGCUGGAGGGCAGGUGGAGUCGGCCCCCACAAUGCUGUGUCCUGCCCCGGGACUCUGCUCCCUGGGCACCCUCCCCUGGGUCUCGGCCUUCACCCCUCCUGGCCCGAGCGUUCCCCUGGGGGAGUCGGCUCCCAUCUGGGCCUCUCCACAGCCCUCACUUCACUUCUCAGGGGCGGAUGUUCUGUGCUCUGGCGUGGCUGUCUUCAGUUUCUUUGCAGGCAGAAGCGCCGGGCAUGAUGGCUUGUGACCUGGUAGUGGCAGGGAGUCAGCAGGCAGGGCUGGGCUGUUCGGGAUUGACGGGGCCCUGAUUGUGCACUAGGCACCAAGCUCGGUGCCAGAGACUGCCCUGCUCGGUUAGUGCGGGAGCCAGCCACAUGGGUGAUGUGGUGACCACUCUGACAGGUCAUCUCGGGGCUCCCAGGGGGUGGCUGUGGGCCUUGGGCUCAGGGACUCCUGGCCCUCUUCGUCGGGGCUGUCUCCGCAGAGAGCCCUUUGCAGCUCAAGAAGGUGUGACUUGCAGAGGUGGCCUGUGCUGUGGUCUCCGGAGCUGGGCCCUCCUCCCCUUUCCAGCUAGGCAUGGCCGUGGCCUGGGCAGCAAGGUGUCAUAAAGUUUUGUGGUUGAGACGGGGCUACAAGCGCUCAUUUUUCUUGCAAAACCAGCCUUUCUCUGGCACUCCCUGUAGAGGCUCUCAGGACAGGGGGCCAAUGUCCCGGGCUCUCUCUUCUCAGUUCUUCACUGUGACUGCCCUCAUGGGCCUGACCACCCCACUGUCUGGCGGUGGUCUGGGUGAUGGAGCAGACUAGGUUUGUGUCCUUCUCCAGGUCUCCACCACCCAGACUCUGUCUUCCGUUUAAAAGACUAAGGACGGGAAGGGGAGGCAGCAGCCUUACAACAGCCAGUCCCUCCAGACUCCAGCAGGGGUCCCGGAUCGGGGACAGCCCUCUGGCAUGUCUGCACCCUGGCUCCCCCAACACAGGUUCCAGGUUGCAGGCUCCACCACUUACUGAUGUCCGUUCACAGACUUGGGGACAGAGGGCUGGGCCAGCUGGGGAUGGGACUGUGCCGGUGUGUUGAAUGCACGCACCUAUAUCUGUCUACAAGACAAAUUAAGUUAUGAGAGUUCAGUGGUAGUAUUUAAUGCUGAUCUAUGACAUAUUGUGUAUUUAUGACCCAGAGACACCUCCAGUGUCCACCCAGGUUCAACUCCAGAAGGUGGGUGGGUUUGCAUAUUUAUUUGUCUGUUCUGUAGGCUUCCAUGUCCAGAAGCCUGUAAGGUUUUAGGAUGCCUCCAAUAUGUACUUUUUGAAAUAAAAAUGUUUCCUAUA
Molecule: messenger RNA, 4751 nt
Organism: Artibeus jamaicensis (Jamaican fruit-eating bat)
Lineage: Eukaryota; Metazoa; Chordata; Mammalia; Chiroptera; Phyllostomidae
Gene: KLHL21
Product: kelch like family member 21
Exons: 4
Coding region: 112-1905 (597 amino acids)
Biological process (GO): protein ubiquitination
Molecular function (GO): protein binding
Source: RefSeq, a predicted model, not a curated record